This is a messenger RNA of Caenorhabditis briggsae, 2313 nucleotides long. NCBI's taxonomy places the organism in Eukaryota, Metazoa, Nematoda, Chromadorea, Rhabditida, Rhabditidae. The record is from RefSeq and is a predicted model, not a curated record. Gene Ontology annotation, molecular function: carboxypeptidase activity. The transcript is spliced from 13 exons. Bases 1 to 2313 code for a protein of 770 amino acids.
AUGCCGUACGUCGGUGUGGGAGCGCAAAAAGCUUCCACAAACUUGACGGGAGGUCCAAUGAUGAAAGCUUAUGCUUUUGUUCUCGCUUUUUUCCUUCUUGGGUUAGGCGUCCUUGCUCUUGGAAAACAUCACUCUGGACGACGAUUCAACCAGUAUAGCAAAGUUUCAAUUGAUGAUAUUCAUGAAACCGAUGCGAAAACAAUUCAAGACAACAUUAAAUCCGAAAACAUCAAGAAAUACCUCCGCAUCUUCACACAAGAACCCCAUAUUGCCGGAACCGAUGCUAAUAAAAAAGUAGCAUAUGCUAUUGCUAGUGCUUGGACGGAAGCAGGUCUGGAAGAUGUACACACCUUGCCCUAUGAAGUGUUGUUAUCUUAUCCAGACUUUGAGAAUCCUAAUUCGGUUGUUAUACAAAAUUCAGCCGGGAAAGAAAUUUUCCGGAGUAAAGGAGUCAGUCCAGUUAUCAUCCCCGAUGAACAAUCAGGAAAAUACGCGGGGCAUCAAUGGUUGGCGUAUGGGGGUAAUGGCACAGUUUCUGCCGACGUCGUCUAUAUCAAUAGAGGAAACGCGAACGAUUUCAAAAACCUGAAGUUGAUGGGUGUCGAUGUGAAGGGUAAAAUUGCAUUGAUGAGAUACGGUCAUGGUUUUCGAGGUGACAAAGUGUACAAAGCACAACAAGCUGGUGCAAUUGGAGCGAUUCUGUUUUCUGACACUUCAGAUGUUGCCCAAGACGGUGUUGAUUCCGAGCAUGUUUAUCCAAAAACCAUCUGGAUGCCAAACGAAGGCGUUCAAAGAGGAUCAUUGAUGCAUGGUGAUGGAGAUCCACUCUCUCCUUUUUAUCCUUCAAAGAAAGAACUCUUCAAAGGAAGAACUAUUGAAGAAGCAAAAGACGAUGGAACGCUUCCUUCUAUUCCAGUACUUCCGGUAUCGUACACCACAGCCCUCCAGUUGUUGAAAAGAAUGUCGGGUCGUGCAGUUCCCUCGGAUUGGCAAGGAUUUGUCGGAGGGAAUCUCACAUAUAAACUUGGUCCGGGCUUUGUGAAUGGCGAGAAAUUGACAAUAAAUGUGCACAGUGAGCUGAAGACCAAACGAAUUCGAAAUGUGAUUGGAUACAUCCGGGGUGCAGAAGAGCCCGAUCGUUAUAUUAUGCUCGGAAACCAUUUCGAUGCGUGGGUGUACGGAUCAAUUGACCCCAAUUCUGGAACAGCUGUUUUAGCCGAAGUAGCAAGAGCAAUGAUGCAAACCAUUAAUGAAACUUCUUGGAGACCUGCACGUACCAUUGUGUUUAACGCAUGGGAUGCGGAAGAGUUUGGUCUAAUUGGUUCGACUGAAUUCGUUGAAGAAUUUGUUGAUGUUCUGCAAAAACGUGCUGUAGUUUAUAUCAACAUGGAUUGUAUUCAAGGGAACGCAAGUUUACAUGUCGACACAGUUCCCACUCUGGAGCAUAUCGCGAUUGAAGCAGCAAAACACGUUCCAAAUCCUUCGAAACGAGAAAGAUCACGGGGAAGAAACACAGUGUACGAUACUUGGAUGAAAGUUUUCCCUGAAAAGAAAGCGGGUCGUCCAAAAAUUCGUGUUCCUGGAGGUGGAUCUGACCAUGCACCGUUUUUGAACUUUGCUGGUGUUCCUGUCAUUAACUUCAACUACAAAAAUUACACUACUUUCGAUACUUACCCAUUGUAUCAUAGUAUGUACGAGACACCAUUCACAAACAUCCAUCUGAUGGAUACCGAGGACCUUGCAGUACACAGAGCAAUUGGUCAGUAUUGGGCAGAAUUAGCGAAGACGUUUGCGGAUGAGGUUGUUCUUCCAAUGAACACAACAAACUUAGCCUCUGUUAUGAUAAAAAGCUAUCUCCCCCAAUUGAAAGCUUCGAUUUCAGGAAUUAACGUUUCUAGAAUUGAUUUUGAAAGUAUUCGCACACAAUAUGCGCUUUUGUCCAAAAGUUCUCAAGACUUGCUAGUAAUGUCGAAGAAAUUUCAAGAAACGAUGCAGUUCACUUUUCACAGCUUUUCUCAGAACCCAUAUGAUGCAAAACAUGUCAAUGCUGUCAACGAGAGACUAAUCAGCACUGAAAGAUGUUUUAUCAAUCCACGAGGGGUAUCCAAACACAAUCCUUCCGCAAGACAUGUUUUGUUCUCGGUCAGUGAUUCGGACUCUUACUCAAACUCUCUGAUGGCUGGAAUUCAAAAUGCGAUUCAUAGCUACGAGACAUCCCCAUCAAAGAAAAAUCUGCGAGAAAUCAUCAACCAAAUUUCAACUGUUCAAUACUCGGUGAUAUGUGUUGUCAAUACUCUCAGAGAUGUGAUUUGA